AUGGCGGCCCACGUCAACCUCAGCACCCGAGACGCCAAUGUCCUCGAAAAGAUCAAGGACCCCGAAGCCAACCCGGCGGCGGCCCUCGUCACCGAUUCCUCCCUGCCACGCGACCCCCACGUGACGGAUUCGCUCGUCUACGAGGACCUCGUCCGACGAGAACGUGCCGUUAUACUCGUCAUACAGGACAUCGAACGGCAGCUGAGCGACGCUCAAACCGAAGACGCUGACGACGUCGCCAUCGAGGCCUACAACCGGUGCCUAUCCGACCUAGACUCCCUCGUCGCCGAGCACCCCGACUACGCGAGCGCGAGAAACAACCGAGCGCAACUCCUGCGCCGUCUCUACGGAGACGCCAUGCUCCUUCACAUCACCACCGGCAUGCCCAUGCCCCUGAUUCCUCAGCCGCCGCCUUCCGACAGGCGACGGGCGGCCCGGACGGUGCUGCAUGACAUCGAGCGCUCCAUCGCACUGCUCUCACCUGCGACCCCGACGACGCCACUCUCGCCGCAGGCGGCACGUACGCUGUCCAUGGUCCACACCCAGCGCGCCGCCAUCUACCUCAAAACCUCCAAGCUACUGCCGGACCGGCGGCUGGACCUCGACGAGAGCCUCGCCGAAGCCCGGUGGUCACGACACAACUUUGAAGAGGCCGCUUCGAGGGACCUCGCCAACGGCGGCCGUUACGGCAAUCAGCUUGCCAAGAGCCUCGCCGUGAGCGUCAACCCGACCGCGAAGCUGUGCGGCCAGAUUGUGCGCGAGGCAUUGAAGAAGGAGUACGGCCCGUCAUUCGAAGUGUAA
Drechmeria coniospora is the source of this 801-nucleotide messenger RNA. RefSeq lists its product as uncharacterized. The transcript has a single exon. Gene Ontology annotation, biological process: cilium assembly. The record is from RefSeq and is a predicted model, not a curated record. Bases 1 to 801 code for a protein of 266 amino acids. NCBI's taxonomy places the organism in Eukaryota, Fungi, Ascomycota, Sordariomycetes, Hypocreales, Ophiocordycipitaceae.